AUGUCUCUGAACCGUGUCUCCUCGUUGGAGACCUUUGCUCCUCUCCUCACAGAAAACCGAUCUAGGAGAAGCUCGGAUGCCUCGACUCGUGCCCGCAAGAUCAGCUUCAACCCUCUCCCGCCAUCAUGGGAUCCUCCAGCUUUGGAACAGAUCCAGGCCGUAGGUGCCUUUGAAGUACCAAGGUGGAAGAGAACGCUCCAAGUCGUAGUCGCCGUCAUAUACUGCCUCUUUGCCGCCGGAAUCGUCUUCGGCUAUGCCGCCAUCAAGCCCGUCCUAAAACGAGAGGGUGCCUACCAAGAUGUCUGCCGCGUCGAUCCUAACGAUGAGGACGCCAUCAGCGAAGACACAUGCGUCGAGAUCCAUCUAAACCUUAUGUUUACCACGGCCGCCGUGGCUACCAACGUCGCUGCCCUUCCCGUCGGCGCCAUCCUGGAUCGCUAUGGUCCCCGUGUCUGCAGUCUACUGGGAGCUUUCUUCCUCGCUAUCGGUGCUUUGUUCAUGUCCUUCGAGAACAAAUUACCCUUUGACGGCCUGCUAUUCGGAUACCUCUUCCUGGCCCUCGGCGGACCGUUUACCUAUAUCUCGUCCUUCCAGCUGUCCAAUGCCUUCCCCAAGAACUCCGGCUUGAUCCUCGCCCUCCUGACAGGCGCCUUCGACGCCUCGAGCGCUCUGUUCCUGAUAUACCGCGUCAUCUACGAACAAACCAACGAAACCUUUGGCCACCAGAGCUUCUUCCUCGCCUACCUGGUCGUCCCAGCCGCCAUCGUCGUCAUUCAAUUCGUCCUAAUGCCUGCACAAUCCUACAAAACCGUUGGUGAACUAGUGGAGGAGAUCGAGGAGCCCAUCACCGCGGACCUGGAGCCCUACGACCAGAUCGACGAGGAGACUGCCUUGCUCCACGAAGAGGAGAGACAGCAUCGCGCCGAGGUGGUCUCGGGUAUCCAGGAGUUGCUCGGAACUACCAAGGCCGAUAAACAAGCCAGGAAGGAAGAGCGCAAGAACGAGAUCUCGGGAGUUUGGGGUGUCAUGCAUGCUUAUACCGCUUGGGAGCAGAUUAAGUCUCCUUGGUUUAUCCUUAUUUGCUUGUUUACCGUCGUCCAAAUGACACGCAUCAACUACUUCGUCGCCACCAUCCGGGUACAAUACGCCGCCCUCCUCUCCUCCCCUGCUCUCGCCGAGCGCGUAAACGAUUUCUUCGACCUCGCCCUCCCCCUCGGCGGCAUCCUCUCCAUCCCCUUCAUCGGCGCCAUCCUCGACCGCACCUCCACCCUCACCGUCCUCACCACCCUCGUCGCGACCGCCACCACCAUCGGCAUUCUCGGCAUCAUCACGCACUCCAUGCUCGCCGCUUACGCCAACGUCUGCCUUUUUGUUUUGUACAGACCGUUCUACUACACCGCUGUAUCCGAUUACUCGGCCAAGGUCUUCGGCUUCAGGACGUUCGGCACCGUGUACGGGACGAUUAUUUGCUUUGCUGGACUGUUGAAUUUCAGUCAGUCCGGGUUGGAUUACUUGCUUCAUGAGACCUUUAACGGGGACCCGGUGCCCGUGAACGUGGGACUGAUGGCCGCGGGACUGGUGAUUGGGGUGGUGAUGGUCAUGUUUGUUGGAGUGAAGGCGAGGGGGAUCAAGAGGAAGUUGUUGGAGGAGGAGGCGAGGGGGGCGUUUGGGGGGAGUCACGGUACGAGGGAGUGGACGAACUGA
Messenger RNA from Neurospora tetraspora, 1704 nucleotides. Its product is annotated as major facilitator superfamily domain-containing protein. NCBI's taxonomy places the organism in Eukaryota, Fungi, Ascomycota, Sordariomycetes, Sordariales, Sordariaceae. The record is from RefSeq and is a predicted model, not a curated record. Gene Ontology annotation, cellular component: fungal-type vacuole membrane. Gene Ontology annotation, molecular function: transmembrane transporter activity. The coding region runs from base 1 to 1704 and encodes 567 amino acids. The transcript is spliced from 3 exons. Gene Ontology annotation, biological process: transmembrane transport.